This is a messenger RNA of Diaporthe amygdali, 2136 nucleotides long. RefSeq lists its product as uncharacterized. The coding region runs from base 1 to 2136 and encodes 711 amino acids. The transcript is spliced from 6 exons. Gene Ontology annotation, biological process: DNA-templated transcription. NCBI's taxonomy places the organism in Eukaryota, Fungi, Ascomycota, Sordariomycetes, Diaporthales, Diaporthaceae. The record is from RefSeq and is a predicted model, not a curated record. Gene Ontology annotation, molecular function: zinc ion binding; DNA binding.
AUGGCAGAAUCCCGGGAAAGAACACCCAUGCUCUACGUGCCCGACUUGAACAACUUGAGCAAACUUUACAAGCACACAAUAUUGAGCUUCCACCUCAGGCGCCUGCUGAACAUGCACAAAAUCGCGGUCAGGAUCAUGCGCGAAGGCAUUCGGCACGAAGCAUCUCAUCCGGCCGCAGCAGUGAGACUUCGCCGCAUGCAGAUGAUCCCAUGGAUCAUGGACUCAGCUCCGCCUUUCGACAUCUCAAAUCAAUGCACAGCAAGCAGCCAUGUCCAAACCCAGGUUGCUGAGCCUAUCGAGAUACCUUCAGAGGGCCAAAGCAACCUACGAGACUUCGAAAAAUAUACAAAUUUUGACGAUGCCGUGCCCCUUGGCACGAACUCGUCACCUAGUCCUAGAUUGACCAAUUACGCGGGAAACAUCCAGGCAGAGCACACUGAUCCAGAUAACAUGACGAGCUCUCUUUCUGCGCGAAUGGGCUCACUGCAAAUCGCUGAGGAUGGCCAACUUCGCUAUUAUGGGCCGACCUCGAAUCUCCACCUUUAUCACGCUGGUCUUCAUUCCUUAUCACGAUCUACAAUUCGACAUGUUGCCACAGAGGGAUCGCAGGUUUUGGCCCGAGCCGGUAUAGAUCAACCCGUCGCUUCGGAUGUUGAACGCCACCUAGCGGAUCUAUACUUCUCAUGGGAGGAUCCAGCAAUACAUGUGGUGGACGAAGAAAUACUUUUCCUGGAAAAGCAGAAAUGGAAAUCCGGACAAACAAACACACCUUAUUACUCCGAGACGCUAAACAAUGCCAUCUGUGCAAUUGGCGCCAGUCUUGCCAGCAGCAGGAUGGAAAGUGGCCAUUUUCCAAAUCCCGAAUUCUUUUCAUCACGAGCGAAGGCCCUGCUUGAUAUCGAGAUGGACAGUCCGAGCGUGGCAACUGUGCAGGCACUGGUUAUAAUGAGUGCCACUGAAGCAGCCUUCACUCGGGACGCUCGGGGUUGGCUGUAUAGCGGCAUGGCUGUACGGCUUAGUGCUGAUCUCGGGUUGCAUCUCGAUGUGACAGAAGAGUACCGCAAUGGGAUGCUCAGUCAAAGGGACUUUGAUGUUCGAAGGACCACCUUUUGGGGAGUUUUCAUCCACGACAACAUGUGGAGUAUGUAUGUGGGACGGCCAUGGGGCAUCAGCAUACGCGAUAUCUCUGUGUCACGGCCCAUGAAGGAACUUGACGAUAUCAGACGCAAAGUUUGGAAGGCAUAUCCUGCAAUCAACAGCCAACCUCAAAUUCCCGAAGGAGGCUUCCAGGAUCCGUUGGAAUCCUGUACAGACGCCAACAUCAGUCUGUGCGAGUUCAUGAGACGGAUUAAUAGGACCUUUAUGCAAUUUUACGCCGUGGUCAUAUUCUUAUUGCGGCCCUACUUUUCUCGAGACCUUCUGCGUCUCACCCAGGCAAUGCCGUCACAGGAAGACCGCCUAGCGGUGGCUUCUGUGCGUUCCGAGUGCAUUUCAGCGGCACACAACAUGGCCGAGGUCUUGAGAUGCUAUCGGGAGCAGUAUUCACUCAAGUACACAAACGUCCAGAUCGUACAUCUCAUCUUCACGGCGUCAUUGGUCCACGUCUACAACGCAUGCACAUGCAGUCCUCAGGAGUCACAAGCAGCGACCGAAGAUCUGCAGUUCUGCUGCCAAUCACUCGGUGAGAUUGGCGCCUACUAUGGAAAUGCCACCCGAGCUUUGGACGUCGUCAUAUUCGUGAAACGAGAGUGGCAGAAGCUCGCAGCCGUCCGCACCGCAGCAAGUAGCCAGAAGAGGGCAAGGAUGUCAGGGCAAGGGCCGGGAGACCACGAAGAAGAGAUUAGCUCGAGGCUGAACAAGAGAAGGGAGUCAUUGUCGAUUUUCGACCCUUCCGACCCACCCCGCUUCACCACUCCAACCACUUUCGAGACAUUCAGGACACCAGCAGACAACAACCCAUCAUUAGGCAAUUUCCGGAGAGAGGGCGGGGACAUGUACGACGCUUGGCAUUUCCUCAACUGGGCGGAGAUAGACCCCGAUCUGUUGAACGGGGUAGACCCGACUGCACAGGCGUUGAAUAGUGCGAUUCCUGGCAUACUCGAUGGAGAGGACAGUGGCUCAUUCUCGAUCACCUAA